AUGGCUGAUAAAAUUCAUCCAGACGGCGAAAAGGUCGCCGAUGUCUCUGGACAUCAUGAAGAGCGUGGCACUCACCAGCCUGACCCAGUUGAGCUCAGCCGCAACAUCGAAGCAAAGAUCAAGAAUCCUCUCGAGGGAAUCCCGUACAACCAACUCAUGCGCGAUGUCGAGGCCUUUUGCACAGAGUAUGGCCUACAGGAAGAGAUCGCCGUGUUCCGAAAGGGCGCACUGGUAGCUCAAGACCCAGAAGGCUAUGAGACUAUUACCGGCACUGAAGCCCUCGAUGAGGCUGAAAUUACAGCUCUGCGAGAGGAAGUAACCCACAAGUGGCGUUUGCCCAAGAAGCUUUACCUGACCAUCAUCACUUGCUCCAUUGGUGCUGCCGUUCAAGGAUGGGAUCAGACUGGUACCAACGGCGCCAACAUUUUCUUCCCCGAGGAAUAUGGCAUUGCGAGCAGCAGCACCAGAGACCGCCUCAUUCUAGGCCUGGUAAACGCGGGCCCCUAUAUUGGAAGCGCUCUCUGCGGUUGCUGGCUAUCCGAUCCCCUCAACCACUACUUUGGCCGUCGCGGUGUCAUCUUCUUCUCGGCUCAUUUCUGUAUCUGGCCUCUCAUCGGUUCCGCCUUCAGCCACAACUGGCAACAACAACUCGCUAACCGUCUUCUCAUGGGAAUUGGUAUGGGUGCCAAAGCCUCGACCGUACCCAUCUACGCUGCCGAAAACUCCCCGCCGUCGAUCCGCGGUGCCCUGGUUAUGUCGUGGCAAAUGUGGACAGCUUUCGGCAUUGCUCUGGGAACUGCCUUCAACUUGGCCGUCUACUAUGCCAAGUACAACUGGCGUCUGAUGCUUGGUGCUCCUUUCCUCCCCGCCGUUCCCUUGCUCUGCUUGAUCUAUCUCUGUCCCGAGUCUCCCCGCUGGCUCAUGAAGAAGGGCCGCUACCACGAUGCUUGGAAGUCCAUGAUUCAGCUCCGACACAACAACAUCCAAUGCGCUCGCGACAUGUACGCUAUUCACGCCCAGCUGCAGCUUGAGAGCCAGGUUUUGGGCAAGAGCAACUAUGCUAGCCGCUUCAUGGAACUGUUCACCAUUCCUCGCGUGCGCCGCGCCAACUUGGUUGCUUUCACCGUCAUGAUUGCUCAGCAGAUGUGCGGUAUCAACAUUAUUGCCUUCUACUCGACCACCAUUUUCAAGGAUGCCAACAUGGGUGAUUUCCAGGCCCUGCUCGGUUCCUUCGGUUUCGGAAUGGUCAACUGGCUCUUUGCCUUCCCCGCCUUCUGGACCAUCGAUACCUUUGGCCGAAGAUCUCUGCUUCUGUUCACCUUCCCUCAGAUGACUUGGACUUUGUUGGCGGCUGGUCUUUGCACAUUGAUUGCGCCCGGUGUAACCCGCACUGCCCUGGUGUCUCUUUUCGUUUACCUUUUCGGCGCCUUCUACUCGCCUGGUGAGGGUCCCGUACCCUUCACCUACUCUGCCGAGGUCUACCCUCUUUCUCAUCGUGAGAUGGGUAUGGGCUUCGCCGUUGCCACUUGUCUGUUCUGGGCCGCCAUUCUGGGAAUGACUUUCCCGUUCAUUCUCGACAGACUCCACGUCGUCGGUGCCUUUGGUCUCUACGCCGGUUUCAACGUCGUUGCCUUCUUUAUGAUUCUGUUCUGGGUCCCCGAGACCAAACAACGAACACUGGAAGAGCUCGACUGGGUCUUUGCUCUGCCCACCGCCCGCUUUGCGCACUACCAGGUCACCAAGGCGAUUCCCUACUUCUUCAAGCGCUGGGUCUUCUUCGACCGCAACGCCAAGCUGGAGCCUCUGUACACCUUCCAGCAACACCAGCGUGAGCAGCGCGCGGAGCGUGUCCCCAGCUCCGAUGAAGAGAAGAAGAGCUACUAG
Colletotrichum acutatum is the source of this 1884-nucleotide messenger RNA. RefSeq lists its product as uncharacterized. Bases 1 to 1884 code for a protein of 627 amino acids. The record is from RefSeq and is a predicted model, not a curated record. NCBI's taxonomy places the organism in Eukaryota, Fungi, Ascomycota, Sordariomycetes, Glomerellales, Glomerellaceae. Gene Ontology annotation, molecular function: transmembrane transporter activity. Gene Ontology annotation, cellular component: membrane. The transcript has 5 exons. Gene Ontology annotation, biological process: transmembrane transport.